Messenger RNA from Aspergillus chevalieri, 2157 nucleotides. RefSeq lists its product as uncharacterized. Gene Ontology annotation, biological process: DNA-templated transcription. The record is from RefSeq and is a predicted model, not a curated record. Gene Ontology annotation, cellular component: nucleus. The transcript is spliced from 4 exons. Gene Ontology annotation, molecular function: DNA-binding transcription factor activity, RNA polymerase II-specific; DNA binding; zinc ion binding. NCBI's taxonomy places the organism in Eukaryota, Fungi, Ascomycota, Eurotiomycetes, Eurotiales, Aspergillaceae. The coding region runs from base 1 to 2157 and encodes 718 amino acids.
AUGUCAUCCAGACCCUACCGCUCCAAACGUCAACGUCCCUGCGACCAAUGCCGCGAACGUAAACUCGGCUGCCAAACUGAUGCCGGCCUGCCAUGUGCUCGCUGUCGCUCCGCCGAUUUGCGUUGCACCUUUGCCAAACCGCCCCCCAAACGGCCUCGGCGGCAACUCCGCGAAGGCGACGAGAUUGGAUUUACGGACUCAGUUGAUUCGCGCUCGCAGUCUCAGGUACAUCCCAGUAUCGAGGGGGGGUCUACCCCUUCACAUCCUCCUUCUCAUCAGCACCAGCACCAGCACCAGCAGCACCAGGAAGAGUAUCCGUAUCCGCAGCCGCCUGUAGCGGCGCAUAGUAGUGCUGCGACCACGCCGGCAAACCAGAUUCUGUCGUCGUCUUGGCCUCAGCAGCUGAUCUCUUCUGGUCGGGCACCGACGCAGUUUGUGCAGAGUCUUGAUCAACUCGAGGGCUUCUCGGCGCAGUUGUUCGGGGCAUCGGCCGAGUCAGAUCCGUGGCUGUUGAGACAUUGCUCGUUUGACGAUGCGGGUGUCAAAUGUUUCUACAAGGUGCAUUUUCGCAAUGCAGGCGGUGUCCCCGUGCCGCUCCGGAUCCCGGUGCAUUUCAUGAUUGCAGCGGAUGAUCUGGCUGCCGAUUCCAAGACUGAGACGCGUGUCGCUGCGCCUGGCAUGAAUUCACGAGAGGAGCUGAAUUCGCUGGUGCCGGAUGAGUAUGGGGUGCGAUUGGUUGGCUUGUUUGUCAAGUACAUCUGGCCUGCAUUACCGCUGGUUUCUCGCUACCAGCUUGGCUUGACUCCAUCAUGCACCGUGCCGACUGCAGAGAUUUUGGAUAAAAUUCCCGCGCAUCUACUGGCUGCCAUCUACGCCACCGCUUUGCCAUUCGCCGGACAGGACGACUACCUGUGCGUGCUGCACACGUACAAUAAUGCCCCCGUCGAUCGUCUCUGGCGCAUAGUAUACGAGCUCAUCGCCGAGGAGAUCCACACUCCUCAUCUAUCCGUCCUGCAGGCUGGUCUGCUGUACCUCCACAAGCCGCUGGACGAGGGCCGGUCCGCGACGGCUGAUACCCCUUUCGUAUGGUCAUGGGUGGGCAGCAUGGUUGGACUGGCGUGCUCGCUGGGUUUACAUAUCGAGUGUCGCAUGUGGGGGAUUCCGGCGUGGGAGAAGAGACUGCGUCGACGGCUUUGGUGGGCGGUCUAUGCGGAAGAUAAAUGGCGCAGUCUGCUGAUGGGCCGGCCGCCGUAUAUCCGGCGAGAGGAGUGGGAUGUGAGUGAAUUGGAUGGAGGGGAUUUCUUCCUGCAGGUGCAGGGUGCGCAGGGGUGCACGAGUAUCAGCGAUGUGGAUGUACCGUUUCGGUAUCUGGUCGACUUGGCGCAGAUUGCUGAGACGAUUCACGAGUCAUUCUACACACUACGAGCAGCACAAUACCUAUCCGAAAACUUCGCAGCCUCACACGACACCGGCCUCCCCCUCCUGGAAAAACUAAACAUCUGGUACGCCUCGCUCCCAGAGACCUUCCGCCUGCCCAACUGGAGCAAGUCCGUCAGCGGGCUAGCCCCAUAUCCGGCGUCGAUCCAUUUCGCCUAUCUGAUCCUGGUCGUAUACGUUUACCGAGCGAUGCUACGGCCCAUGGCUCGGUCAUCCAGUCCGCCGCUGAUCUUCGACGUCGACGAAAUGCCCUCCACUACGACCUUGCCCAUUGAGGAGACUUCUAUUCUGGACUUUGCCGACGUGCCCGAGAUUGAAUCCUUUCCGGCGGUCGAUGUCGAUCUCUCAGAAGUGCAUGGAACGGGCGAGACGACGCUGAAUGCCGCCGAGAGAUGUGCGUCGAUUGUGAUUAGUUUUACGAGACGGCUGACGUCAAGUGACUUUACCGGGUUUUGGUAUUCUUGGUCCCGAAUCGGCUUUGCCACUGUCUCCAACUUCACCAUGCUCCUCCUCGUGCAAGCGCCGAAUGCCGAGCGCGCCGUCAAAGGCAAGCAUCUAGUGGAUUCAUGGCUGCGAGUGCUUCGAACCCAAAGCCCGAGUUUUCCCCUGAUGAAGCUGGGACUAACGCGAUUGGACGCGAUGCACUGGGUGGGCCUCGGCCAGACAUUUGUUUUGCCGCAGCAUGUGCAGGAUAUCAUUUUGGGUUCGGGGAGCCUGUAA